AUGAGCCUCGAAGCGCUACUCUGCCCGGCAGUCACCAAGUUGGAGGAUGCGUUCGAGAAACAGGAUGAGGAUAGAUACAUUAGCUGCUACGCGCCGACGGCUUGUUAUGUGGAGGUGAAGGAAAAGGCGGUGUAUGACGGGCCGGAUGAAAUUCGGGCCCUAUUCCGCAGCAGGGCCACCUUGGGAAACUGGACGACUGAGAUCAAAAACCGUAGAUUCAGCGGCGGUGAUGCCCUGAUUUGCUACACGUGCACCUACACGAUAUUUCUGGCUAGUGGCGGCAGUUUUACAGCGGAUAUUUUGCAGUAUUGGCGAAGAAUGGAUGGGGAAUAUCUGCUUGAAGUGGAGCAUUCCAUUACUGCU
Molecule: messenger RNA, 363 nt
Organism: Mesorhabditis spiculigera
Lineage: Eukaryota; Metazoa; Nematoda; Chromadorea; Rhabditida; Rhabditidae
Source: the annotation of a GenBank genome assembly